Messenger RNA from Pipra filicauda (Wire-tailed manakin), 926 nucleotides. Its product is annotated as poly(rC)-binding protein 2. Gene Ontology annotation, molecular function: single-stranded DNA binding; mRNA binding. The transcript has 5 exons. The record is from RefSeq and is a predicted model, not a curated record. NCBI's taxonomy places the organism in Eukaryota, Metazoa, Chordata, Aves, Passeriformes, Pipridae. Gene Ontology annotation, cellular component: nucleus; cytoplasm; nucleoplasm. The annotation marks the transcript as partial. Gene Ontology annotation, biological process: regulation of RNA metabolic process; regulation of gene expression.
CUGACCAAGCUGCACCAGUUGGCAAUGCAACAGUCACACUUUCCAAUGUCUCAUGGCAACACUGGAUUCAGUGGCAUUGACUCCAGCUCUCCAGAGGUGAAAGGCUAUUGGGGUUUGGAUGCCUCUGCUCAAACCACCUCCCAUGAACUCACCAUUCCAAACGAUCUGAUUGGCUGCAUCAUCGGGCGUCAGGGCGCCAAGAUCAACGAGAUCCGCCAGAUGUCCGGGGCGCAGAUCAAGAUUGCCAACCCCGUGGAAGGAUCUACUGACCGGCAGGUGACCAUAACUGGAUCUGCAGCGAGCAUCAGCCUGGCCCAGUAUCUAAUUAAUGUCAGGCUCUCCUCGGAGACCGGGGGCAUGGGCAGCAGUUAGGGGGGCCCCGGACCCCCCCCAGCCUCGCCAUCCAUCUGCGGCCCCUUUAGCACCGACCCAGGUUUUAACUAGUUUGUACAUUUUCGGUUCCUCCAGCCUCGCGCCACUCACCAGGUUCAGUUUGUUUCAUUUUUGUUCUGGUUUUUGUUUUUGGGGUUUUUUUUCGGGUUUUUUUGAAUUAAAAGAUAAAAGCAUUUUAAUUCCUUUCGUUCAGCUCUCUUAAAAAAAAAAAAAAACUGCUGAACCCCAAAUCUUAGUUUUAUAAAGCUUCUCCUCUCCUCCGCCCCUUUCCCGCACCUCCCCUCCCUUUCUCCCCCCCCCCUCCUUUUUUCGGCUCAUGAAGUUUCUGUUUUUGUCAUAAAAUGUUAAGAGUGGAAAUUAAAAAAAAAGGCAAAAAAAACCCAAACCCACAAAAAAGAAAAAAACACACAAAAAAAAAACCAUUUCAGUUUAGUUCUGUAACGUCAGGAAAUUUUUCAAAAAAAAACUGAAUAAAAAGAUGGACUGGAGCUUUUCCUUGUGAAUAGAACCUGCAGGAUAUUUUGGUUAAUGGA